This is a messenger RNA of Pyrus x bretschneideri (Chinese white pear), 3120 nucleotides long. RefSeq lists its product as uncharacterized. NCBI's taxonomy places the organism in Eukaryota, Viridiplantae, Streptophyta, Magnoliopsida, Rosales, Rosaceae. Bases 190 to 2877 code for a protein of 895 amino acids. The record is from RefSeq and is a predicted model, not a curated record. The transcript has 12 exons. Gene Ontology annotation, molecular function: hydrolase activity, hydrolyzing N-glycosyl compounds.
CGUGUCCCAUCCCAUACAUACUUUCAUCAUAAAUAUUUCUAAAACUCUCUCGAGCAAUAUCUCUCUAAUUCUAUAAAUCUCUUCCCAUGGUUAAGUUGCAGGCUUAGCUCCAACCAGUAUUAAAGCAUCAUAUCUUUGUAGUCUGGAGGGAAAAGAUUUCUGGGUUUUGGUUGCAAUUAAGAAAUAGAAAUGUUGUGGCAGAAGAAGCAGCGUUUUAAUUGGGUAGUGCAGAUGCUAGUUGCUGUGGGAUUAGUACUAGUUGUGAUUGGAGCUAGUAAUUUGCAGACUGUGGAAGGAAGGCCUCACAGGAUUCUUGUCGAUACAGAUGUCGAUACCGAUGAUUUCUUUGCUCUCUUGUACCUCUUGAAGCUUAACAGAUCAGAGUUUGAGUUGGAGGCAGUGACUGUGAAUGCAAAUGCUUGGACCAAUUCUGGGCAUGCUGUGCAUCAAAUCUAUGACAUUUUGUACAUGAUGGGGCGUGAUGACGUGAGAGUUGGAGUGGGUGGUGAAGGUGGGAUCAAAGAAGAUGGUACAAUUUUGCCAAAUGUUGGUGGAUAUCUUCCAAUUAUCGAACAGAGGACUACAACAGCAGGAGGAUGCAGAUAUAGACAAGCCAUUCCUGUAGGUGCUGGAGGUCGAUUGGAUAUUGAUUCUAAUUUUGGCCUCAGAAAAUCAUUUCUCCCCCAGGGCAGCAGGAGAUAUACUCCCCUUCGACAACCUACUGCUCAGCAAGUGAUGAUUGACAAAAUAUCUGGAGGUCCCAUUACUGUAUUUCUGAUAGGAGCACACACAAACUUUGCUCUUUUCCUUAUGAGCAAUCCACACCUAAAGAAGAAUGUUGAGCACAUUUAUGUCAUGGGUGGUGGUGUGAGAUCGAAAAACCCUACUGGUUGUUGCCCGGAAAAUUCCACGUCGUGUGUUCCUCGGCAGUGUGGUGAUCCUGGCAAUGUCUUCACAGACUACACUAGUAAUCCUUACGCAGAGUUCAAUUUCCUUGGUGAUCCCUUUGCUGCGUACCAGGUUAUACAUUCUGGGAUUCCAGUCACCCUUGUUCCUCUGGAUGCAACAAAUACCAUUCCCAUUAGUCAAAACUUCUUUGAUGCCUUUGAGAAGAGCCAGAACACAUAUGAGGCACAAUAUAUCUUCCAGUCCUUGAAAAUGGCUCGUGAUACUUGGUUUGAUGAUCAAUUCUACACGAGCUAUUUCAUGUGGGAUUCAUUCACAGCUGGUGUGGCGGUAUCAAUCAUGCGAAACAACUCGAAUAAUCCUAAUGGAGAAAAUGAGUUUGCGGAAAUGGAGUAUAUGAAUAUAACUGUGAUUACUUCAAAUGAACCUUAUGGGGUAACUGAUGGCUCUAAUCCUUUCUUUGAUGGCCUCAAAGUUCCAAAGUUCAACCUAGACAAAAAUGGUGUGCAUAGUGGUCAUGUUCAAAAGGGACUAAGAGAUCCAUUUUGCAUUGGGGAGAAUGGCAAAGGGAAAUGCAAGGAUGGUUAUACAGAAGAAGUAACAGGAUCAGAGGCAGUGUCUGUGCUUGUUGCUACAAAAGCCAAACCAAAUCAGGACCCUCAAAGCUCACUUGACAGAGAAUUCUUCAUAAGUUUCUUGGAUGUUCUGAACAACCCUCAACAAAAAGGGAGAUUCAAUUUAACAACCCAAUUUCCAUUUUACAAGGAAGUUACAUACAAACCAGAAUUUGGAAACAGAAAACUUGGAAAACCUGUUGUCUUUGACAUGGAUAUGAGUGCUGGAGACUUUGCAGCUCUCUUCUACCUCCUCAAAGUACCUAUUGAAGUGAUUAAUCUCAAGGCAAUCAUAGUAAGCCCAACCGGGUGGGCAGAUGCUGCAACAAUAGAUGUGAUUUAUGACUUGCUGCAUAUGAUGGGCCGUGAUGACAUCCCAGUAGGUCUUGGAGAUGUAUUUGCUACAAACCAGUCUGAUUCAAUCUUCUCUGCUGUUGGAGACUGCAAAUACCUGCAGGCCAUCCCUCAUGGCAAUGGUGGAUUGCUGGACUCGGACACUCUCUACGGCCUUGCUCGCGAUUUGCCACGAAGCCCACGAAGGUAUACAGCAGAAAAUUCUUUAGAAUUUGGAGCCAUUCGGGAUACAGAUCACCCUGAACUCAGGCAACCACUAGCAUUGGAGGUUUGGAAAGCUGUGGUGAAAACACUAGAUCCAGGAUCCAAGAUUACCAUACUGACCAAUGGACCCUUGACUAAUUUAGCAAAGAUCAUUUCGUCGGAAAAGAAUACCACCUCUCUAAUACAGGAUGUAUAUAUUGUUGGAGGGCAUCUCAGGAGCAAUGACAGGGACAAAGGAAAUGUGUUUACAAUUCCUUCCAAUGACUAUGCAGAGUUCAAUAUAUUUCUUGACCCUUUGGCUGCAAAAACAGUCUUUGAGUCCUCACUUAACAUCACACUCAUUCCCCUUGGCAUCCAGCGCGAAGUUAGUUCAUUCUCGAAAAUCUUAGAAAGGAUGCGCUGGAAGAAGAAGACACCUGAGGCCAAUUUCACCCGGCGUUUGCUGUCAAGGCUCUACCGUUUGCAGCAAUUGCACCAUAGAUAUCAUCACAUGCAAACUUUUUUGGGGGAAAUUCUUGGAGCAGUUCUCAUAGCUGGUGAUUCCCAUCUGAAUGAAACCUUCCAAGUGAAGCCCAUCAAGGUUUAUGCUGAAGGUGUUGAAUCCAGUGAUGGACAGCUUAUGAUCGACGAAAAUCAAUGGAAACUGGUCAGAUUAUUGGACAGUGUAGAUCCUGAGGCCUAUUACGAUCUUUUUGCAGACCGGCUUAGUGAUUCAAACCAGUCUGCUGUAUUAGCUAGUUUCGAAGAGCAAGUAAACUUCUGGCGGAAGCCUCCAAAUCAGUCCGGCACUGCUCCGUAACAUGUAGAAAUUUGAAUGAACAAAGUAGAGAUUCUGCUUCAAAUAUAGCACAAAUGGCAAAAACAAAGAAAGGAAUACGAAACGGAAAAUGCCAUUGGAAUUGUUCAUUGGCUUAUUUGUUUGACAAGGUAAAUUGUUCAUUGAUGAUUCACUGUACUUGCACAGAGGGGAACCUGCUACAUCAUAUUUUUAUAAUGCACAAGUUGCCACUACUAAAAGUAAUUAUAACAAUAAUUGAUCUCA